Molecule: messenger RNA, 1581 nt
Organism: Musa acuminata AAA Group (dessert banana)
Lineage: Eukaryota; Viridiplantae; Streptophyta; Magnoliopsida; Zingiberales; Musaceae
Exons: 3
Coding region: 925-1395 (156 amino acids)
Source: RefSeq, a predicted model, not a curated record
GCAGACCUCUAAAUACUUGUCAAAAGUUUUCCUGACUAAUAUGCUCCUUGAACAAGUGAAACUUGUGUUAUUGUUGUCAAAAUUAUGAUAGCCUGCUAGUUCUUAUGUUUUCUGGCCUCCCUUUACAGUUCUGAUACAUGAAGAGAGCAAAGAUUCUUGGUCUACAAUGCAUUGUUGCAAAGCCAUUGAAGUGCCCCCUCAUUGAAGGCCGUGGUUUGUCUCUUAUAAAUAAUAUUAGACUUCUUUUGAUAAUUGCUAUCUGUAGAAUUGACAUGUUAUAUGUAGAUUGUCUGUAGAACUAUAAGACAUUCAAUACCAGUUGAAGAUUAGACUUCAUGUAGAAAUUUUAUCCAUAUUGCUUCCUACAUGUAUUUCAUUAUCAACUAAUUCUUAAUGUCAGGUUGGCGAAGGAGUUCACUUUUAGAGGCGUAGAUGGCUGUAUUAGUAUCUGAUUCAUUCUCCUUAUUUCAAGUCUCUACAGGUUUGCAGGUUAUCAAACAGCAAUGGUGAUCAGCAUCAGGUUCAUCUCUCCUAACAAUUUUUUCUCCAUUUCAGAUCUGAGUGUUACAUUUUUCUUUUAUUUCAAGAUUGCACACCAUGAUUGCCAUCAACAAUGGUGGGUGACACCCAGCUAAUGUGUGGAAUCAAGGUGGGUGGACACUACACCACAGGAAUACGCAUGAAAAGGAGAGAUUCCGCACCCAGUUUGGACCAGGUGGCAAUGGCAGACCGUUGGCUGAGUUAUUGGAUGGACCCCAUGAUGACAACGAACUUCGAUCAGCAUCAGAAAGCAAUGUCAGAUUAAGAAGACAUGAAGUAGAAUAGCAGAAGCUAUGUAAAGGAUCACAACAUUAGAUUCUUGGAUAUAAUAUGCGUUGCAAUUAACGGAGCAUAGAGGAAGGCGAGGAAGAGUCCCACAACAUCAUGGAGCUGGAGAUGACUAGUGCAAAGAAGAAGCCUACGGUCUCUGUGAAGAAGACAUCAGCGCCACCACCUCGGCCGCUGUCGUCGCCUAUGAAACCGAUCAAGGUGAGGAGCUUCACGAGGGAGGAGAUCGACCGGUACUGGAGGACGAGAAGAAUGGUCGAAGAGGACCACCUCCUCUUCGCCGAGAAGGCGGCGGCCCGGAUCAGUGCCAAGGCUCUCGAAGGGGCCGACCACCAACAAUUCGAGGAACUGCUGAAGGAGAUGUUGGAGGAGGAUGUGAAGGAGAAGACCAGCAGCGAAAACGAGGAGCUACGGAUAGGAAUCAAGGACUGGUGGACCAAGAGCAAGUAUGCCUAUCUGAACCAGCCGGCCAUCAGAUCCAUGGGGGAUAAUGCAGCGGCCGAACCAGCCAACUCCACCACGUAUCUCCCACAGAAGGCCUGCUGUUACUCCCCUCCUGCCAUGUAGCACUUCUCUGUCACACCAUUUGGAGUUCAUCAGAUUCUCGAGGUCAGAACGCCGGUGGCUUACAAAUGUGGUGGGAUUUUAUGUACAUAAAUAAAUAUUUGGGAACUGAUGUGGCGGUGUGCAGCCUCACCAUUUGGGGUUGUGCUUAAUGACUUUACCUAUACAACCUUAUAAAUCUCAACUCAA